Messenger RNA from Acanthaster planci (crown-of-thorns starfish), 4960 nucleotides. Its product is annotated as organic cation transporter protein-like. The record is from RefSeq and is a predicted model, not a curated record. Gene Ontology annotation, biological process: transmembrane transport. Gene Ontology annotation, cellular component: membrane. Lineage: Eukaryota; Metazoa; Echinodermata; Asteroidea; Valvatida; Acanthasteridae. Gene Ontology annotation, molecular function: transmembrane transporter activity.
CGGUCGAGUAGCUCUGCAGAGACAAUUUUUCAUGCAUUUAACGUGUGGGUAUGUUAUGGUUUUCAGGGCUCAACUAUCACAAAAAGUGUGCAUUAUACAAUGUAGACUAACACAUUAUUGCAUUGAAAGGAAUAAAGCAUUUCGGCCGUUUGCAGGGUAUUACCCCAGGCACCGAAGUCGACUGUUCUUGCCCUCCAAUGACGCGUGGCGCACGCUGCGGGUCUUCAAUUAGUUUGCAUAAUGUGGGCGAGAGUGUGUUACAAAACGCGAAUCUAAAAGUGAAGGCUGACUUGUCUACAAAGCCGUAUGGUUUCAGAAUACACAUUUUGAGUUGAAAGUGCGUCACGUUUUGUAACUAGUACUGUGCCGGCAUUUUCGAACACACUGCAAUAGAAAUUAUCGCGAGCAUCAAAAUGCACUACGAGGACAUCUUGAUACAUGUUGGGCAUUUCGGCAAGUACCAAAAACUAGUCGUUCUGGCCUUGUGCAUGAUACAACUUCCAACGGCGUGUCAGUUCAUAGCUCAAGUGUUUCUGGCGGCCGACACCGAUCAUUGGUGCCUGAUCCCGGUGAGCGAGGCAGUCAACUGCAGCCGAUUCCAGGUCAACUCUGACUCCGCCUGUCAGGAAGCGCAGAAAAACGAGAGCAUCCCGUACAAACUCGACUCCGACGGCAACUCAGUCCUCUCCUCAUGUGAACGGUAUGUGACUGCCGAAGACGAUGGCGAAGGAGGUCGGAAUGCCACGGAUAUCAUCGCCUGUGAUGCUGGGUGGGAUUUUGACCGAUCACGCUAUAAAGCCACUAUCAACGAGGAUUUCAGCCUGGUGUGUGAGCGGAAAGCUUUCGCUGGAGUUGCCCAGUCAGUGUGGUUCGCAGGUUUACUAGCAGGUUCCUUUGUGUGGGGAUCGGUAGGCGACUGGGUUGGCCGAAAGGCAGCUUUCUUCCUGAGUCUGUCUCUCGUCACCAUUUCAUCCAUCGUGACAAGUUUUGUACCCAACUUUGCGGCUUACACCUCUAUGCGGUUUAUCACUGCAGCUUGCGGCUAUGGAGCCAGCCUGAUCCCAAUCAUUGUUUCAACGGAGAUAGUUGGGCCCGAGAAACGUGUUUUGGUUGGUACCCUGCACGCGAUCUUCUUCGCGUUGGGAUACAUUCUCUUAUCCUUCGCUGCUUUCUUGUUGCGAGAAUGGCGCUAUCUACAGUUGGCAAUAUCACUUCCUUAUGUCGCUGCGUUUCUCCUUAUCAUAGUCUUUCCUGAGUCACCGCGUUGGCUCAUAUCCAAGAGCAAGUUCAAGGAAGCCAAGAGGGUAAUCGGUAAAAUCGCUAAAGUCAACGGCACAACACUUCCCGAGAACUUAUUUGAUGAGGGGCCUCAAACUACCAAUCUGCAGGGAAAGGAGGUUCAGUUUGAUAGAUCACGACGCGGGACGCACUUGGAUCUCGUCCGAACUCCCAACAUCCGGAAGAAAACAUUAAUAAUAUUCUUUGAUUGGUUUGUAGCCGUUAUGGCGUAUUACGGGUUGUCUCUGAGUACUUCAGCCCUCGGUGUCGAUGACUACAUCGCUGCCUUCGUGUCCGGAGCUAUAGAGAUUCCAAGCUACCUUUUCUGUUGGUUCAUCAUGGAACGACUCGGCAGGCGUCUCUCGUUGGCGGGUUUCUACAUAUGUGGUGGAGCGUUCUGCCUCAUCACCAUUUUCAUACCCUUGGGCCCAGCACGGGCAGCAGUAGCCAUGAUAGGGAAGUUUUCUGUGACUGGUGCUUUCAACCACAUCUACAUUUACUCGUGUGAAAUCUACCCCACAGUUGUCAGGAGUAUCGGCAUGGGCAUGUCUUCCAUGGUGGGGCGUGUCAGCGGUAUUCUCUGCCCCAUCAUUCUGCUCCUGGGUAAAUACUGGGAACCAUUGCCUCUCUGUGUCUUCGGUGGUAGCUCCUUACUGGCCGGGGUAUUGUCACUGAUGCUGCCAGAAACCUUGGGCUAUGACAUCCCUGACACUAUAGAAGAAGGAGAGAAAUUCGGAAGCAACCAGGGAUUCUAUUUGUGCAACAAGAGCAACCAAAUCGACGACAACACCGCCACCGACACCUCCCCUCCUCCUACCUACUUGCCUCUGUCGACGGGCGACCAAAAAACCGAUGAUGAAGCAGUGUCUGCUUGAGAUCAUCGCUUGUCGAGCCUCAAGUUACUUCAUCUAUGCACAGGCGAACGAAGCUAGAUUCCUCUCGAAUGCACUGCUAUGACAAGUAGAAAGGGUUUUUGUACAGUUGUUUUGGACAGGUUUGUGAAAAUACAGUGGUAUAAUUUAAAUAUUUGCUACUCUGUACGCUGUCAUCCUUGGGAUGGUUCAUAUCCUUUCAAAACAUGGGACAUAGCUCCUCCUCAGCCAUUUUCCAUAUAGUUUAAUGCGGUUUCCAAUGCAUGUCAUCUUUGUAUUGUCAACUUUCUUCCUCGAAUCUAUCCACUUUGUCCUGUCCCAUCCUCUGCCGUGUCUCGGCUCGUGCAUGCAGAGUUAUAAUAACCCGAGUCAUUGACUCGUCCGACUGGAGUCACAUUUGAUGACUCGACUUCCGACGGGUAAAUGACUCGACUCGAGUCACUGAGAGCAAAUGACUUGACUCGACUUGAGUCCCUCAUCAGAAGACCUGACUCCAGUGAAAGUUAUUGAGACUCGAGUCCCAGUUAAAGCAAUUUCUUUGUGCUCAUAAUUAUUUGCAAUAAUGUAAGGUGCUAGUUUAUGUUCAUGUCGUAUUUUAUUAUCAAAGGUAAGAUGCGGCGUGACCAUAAUGUAGAAACCCAGUGAUGAAUUUUGAAAAGGAAUAAAUGACUCUCUCUUGGUUUUAUUUAUUGGAUUGUGUUUAAUAUUGGUGACUUGAAUUGACUCGAGCUAAAUGCAUGCACUUGGUUCAACUCGACUUUUUUGCCUAAUGACGCGACUCCAGUCACCACGUUACAAUGGUUCAACUCGAGGCGAGUCACUACAUUCAGUGGUUCGACUCGAGGCGAGUCACUACAUUCGUGACUUGUUACAACUCUACCUGCAUGUGUGCUUCCAUUUGUUUGGGUGUUUGUUUUCCUGCUUAUUCCUGUUUGUCUGUAUAUGUGUAGGCUGCUCUCAAUAAGCCUCAGUUUGUAUGAACAGCCCCGAACUUUGAAAGUAUCAUUGCUUGUCAAUAAUUUCAGACCCGUCUAUCAUUAUUAUCGUAUCUCUGUAAUUACUUCCUCUCCUUUGGAUCUUCAAUUUUAUCUGUACAAAGUAUAGAAAUAAAUGCUGCUUUUAAAUUGAAUAGAGUCUUUGAGAUAUUGGACCAAUCUUCAUUUUAAUAUAGCCACGCUGAAUGGUUCCACGCAUUUAGAGCCAAAUUAAAUGAAUUAAGUUUAAAUUGUACUGAAAGGUUUCUAAAUGGAAACGGCAUAUUUUUGAACAAUUAAAGACAUUACGGCAUGUACUUUUCACAGUGGUGCGGCGUUUCAACACUAAGGUAUUAUGCGCUACACACGUAAUCUGUUUGGUCACUCGUGUGAAAAAAGGGGGAAUGGCUCGUAACUGUCCUGUUUAACAUUUAUCUGUCAGAGGUCAAAUUCUAUGACUGUCCACGGCCGUAUGAACUGAAAGGCCUUACUGAUGUAAACUGUGUAUCCUUAUGUGUGUAUAGGUGAGGGGCGUACGUGUCCAAGUUUUGAUACGGGGAAGGGGCUGUUUUAGCGAUAGUCCUUUUUUUUAGUCGGUAAGACAGUCAAGACGAGGAAGGUGCUAUGGCACUGCUGUGAUGCUGGCUCUUUCAAUUGUUACAAAGGCAAAAUGUCCCUACCGAGGGUCCUGGUAGGCCAAGUCCACUCCCAAAAAAAAAUGGCACUGAUGCAGCGCUGGUUUGGUAAAGGAUUUAUAUUGGGCUUGUAGAUCUUGUUGUGAAUAUAAUCAUUGGCAUCGUUUGAAAGAAAAAUAAUGUUGAAGGUAUUUUAUGAUUGUUUUAGUUUACGCAGUUUUUUUAUUUGCUGAUAUGAAUUGUUCUGAUUGUUCAUUUCAAUUUUCAGCGUUUUAUUUUUCCAGUAUUUCAUGAUUUUAGCUUGGACAAUUCGUUUCUUUUUAAUUGCUAUUCUAACCUGUCUUUGAGGUUUAUGGUUGCUUCCGUGUUCUGUAUGUAACUAGCUUGCUUCCUUGCUUCUCAUGUAAGUAGAUGUCUUCUAACCUUGUAACAGUCGUUUGUGUAUCUGGCGAACACUAAGUAAACAUAAGCUUUUAUCGGACGAUCUUACCCCAAUAUUUACACCAGUUUUGUGAGCUCAGCAGUUCUUGCGAAACCGAUGUGGUCUGGUAAAUGCAAAGCCAUUAAACGCAUACAUCGCAAAGCGUGCAAAAUCAUUCUUGGUAAUAGAUACAAUGUGCAGUACUCGUCUACAAUACGAGUACUUGGGACUUAAGAGCAUCCUCGCGAGUAGAUGAAAACAGCUGUGUUCCUCCUUCGCCAGGUGUCAGAACUCAGAACUCAGUCAAAUAGUGCCACCUGUGAACUCAUGUAAACACAACACGAAGAGAUUCCACAAUUGAAAAAUCAACCGUCGAACAAAAAGAGCAAAAAAGGUCCACUUCCAUAGCUAACCGACUGAAUGAACACAUAACACUUCCUUUCAUAUUUUAUUUGGGUUUUCCUCUCUCCUUUUGGUCUAUGUUUCAGAUGUUUUGUUCUUGAUUUAGUCGAUUGACGGGCUUGUGUAUCUCGCCCAUUGCUAUUUCUUAAUGUAAUCCUUGUCGCUGUAGGUAAUUAAUAUUCAUGUACGUUUCAGCUUUUUACAUAUCAGAUUUCUCUCGCCUGGCUUUUUUUUAAUCGUAGUUUUUUAUUAGCAAAUAAUUCGUAAGGAAUAUUUUACAAGUACUUUUAUUUUAUCUUUUAAAGAAAUUAACUUAAAUUAGCACAUUGCCGCUGUGACGUUUUCUGCAUUAAACCAUUUCAAUUCGAUUUAGCUUGA